Messenger RNA from Podarcis lilfordi (Lilford's wall lizard), 19995 nucleotides. The record is from the annotation of a GenBank genome assembly. Lineage: Eukaryota; Metazoa; Chordata; Lepidosauria; Squamata; Lacertidae.
AGAAUCCCUUGCGGGAAAGCAUGCCCUUCGAACGCGCUUUAAAGGGAUGGCGUCAGGUGGCUAGUCCGUAUGAAGGCUGCCGGCCGCUGACGCCCCCUUGCGGCUGUAAGGAGACCCCAGUGGUCCCUCCCACGAGCGGGGGGCGUGUGCCGCAUCGGAGCACCGAGAUCCGCCCCAAAGCGUCGCUGCGGCGGCGGCGGCGGCGCCUCCUCUUCCCUCCUCUCGUCCGGGUCUUGCUGGAGCCGCGGGCGAGAGCGAAGAUGGCGACGUGGGCGUGCGGGAUGCCGGCGCGGCGCUUGCUGCUGCUGGCGGCGCUGCGGGGCGGAGACCCUUGCCUGGCCCGCGGGAGCGGCGGGGGCCGGUGAGCAGCUUGCCCUCCCCUCCCCACCCGGAGCCCACCUCCGAUGCUGCCUUGCGCACUUCUCCAUGCCCAAAGUCUUGCGCCUUUGCUUGCGCCACGGGCGCUCCCCGGGUGGCAAAGGGUUAAUCUCCAGGAGGCUGGGGGGGGGGGAGGGAUCAAGCCUUCCUUAGGAUCGCAACAAACCCGGGAGGAAGGAAAAGGAUCGUUUUCACUUUGCGCCCUUGGAGGGCUGGUGAGGCCUGACCUUGGAAGCUCUUAAAACGCAGUGGACUUUGGGGUCGUAUCCAACAUUGGGGUCCUACUCCUAGGAAGCCCAUUGAAAUGAAUGGACGUUACUUAACCUAGUGCCAUGAACUUCAAGGGGCCUGCUCUUGACUUGGUUGGAUGCAACCCUGUUUUAAAAUGCUCGUUUGCUUGAUUCUUGCAAGUUUUGAGAGUCUUCUCUUUUCCCCACUCUCCUGUCUGUCAUGGAUGCUUCAGCUGAGAUUUCUGCAUUGCAGGGGGUUGGACUAGAUGCCCCUUGGGUCCCUUCCAACUCUUAAGAGUCUAUGAUGCCUUAGGCUGCAAAGCUAAUCCCAUUGACCUGCAAGUAAGCCCCACUGAAUCCAGCAGGAUUUUUGUCUGAGUAGAUGGACUUAUUAGGCUUGUGCUGUAAGUAACAAAUUAUUUCGAAAGCUGGAAUUUUGGACUAGAGAUUAGCUAUGAGCCCUUGGCUAACAGGUCAGUCUUUUCCAACUUGGUGCCUUCCAGCAGUUUUGGAUCCAGCUGCCACCAACCCCAGCAUCUUAUGGCUGGAGGGCACCAGGUUGGGGAACCCUGGUGUCCAUGUUCACAUAGUCACAGCCCCUGAAGGGGCCAGUGGGAAUCCUGUUGAGUUAGCCAUGCCUCCCUGAUGGAUUGUUUACCAUCUAUUUUCUGAAGUUAAUGAAUGACCAACGUUGGUGCAAAGGUCUUGGCUGCAAAGAAAGGGUCUCCCCCCCCUCUCUUUAUUUAUCUAGUUGCCAUCUUAGAUAAUGGUACCCGUUGCUCGGUAGAGCUGUGUUCGAGAGAAGCCGUUCAUUUUUUAUUUCGCAGCUUUUGCAGAUAGAUAUUUUAUUUUUACGUGGGGAGAGCUUAAGAGAGAGAAGCUUGAUCAGAAUGUCUAUAUAAGCAUAUUUGUACCGAAACUUCCCUUUCAUGUCAGUUAUCCAUACAAACAACCUUGUGAGGUAGUUCUGUAUUAUUAUUCUCCAUCUCCUAGAUUUUUUUUGGGGGGGGGAGGGUAAGAGGUGAAAUGAGGGGUCUGUCCUGAUUCACAUUUCACUCUAUUUCACAGGAUUUAUAUACCGAUGGAUUGUAAUAACAACUCAAAGCAGUUUGCAAAAAGAGCAAAAUGUUAAAAUUACCAUUAAUUUAAAAAAAACUUAAAAUAAUUUUAAAAUGAACAAUAAGGUAAAAAGCAGGUUAAAACAGAUGUUGACAUUCUGCAUGUCUGGAUAGGCUUGCCGGAACAAAAAUGUUUUCAGCUGUUCCCAUUUCACAGCUGGGAAUGAAGCUUGGAGCAAUCUGGUACACGAAACUAAAGUACCGUAUUUUUUGCUCUAUAGGACGUAUCGGACCAUAGGAGGGGGAGAACAGGAAAAAAAAUAAUUCUCCCCCUCUCUGCUCAGCGCCCCUUCAGCGAUGAGGCAGGAGAAACGGAGCUCCUUCCAUUUCUCCUCCUGCUUCGCUGAAGGGGCGCUGUGCAGAGAGGGAAAACUGUGCAGCGCUUCUCCAGCGAAGCCUGGAGAGCAAGAGGGAUCGGUGUGCACCGACCCCUCUCACUCUCCAGGCUUCAGACGGCUAUCCGCAAGCCUUCGGAGCGCAGCGGGAAUUCCUGCUGCGCUCCGAAGGCUUGCAGAUAGCUGCCUGAAGCCCCCGGAGCGCAGCGGGGGGCUUCAGACGGCUUCAGCGAAAGCAACGCGAAGCCUCCGGAGCGCGGGGGGAGCUCUCCCUCUGUGCUUCAAACGCUUCGCGUUGCUAUCGCUGAAGCCAAGGAGCCUGCAUUUGCUCCAUAAGACGCACACACAUUUCCCCUUAAUUUUUGAAGGGGGAAAAGUGUGUCUUAUAGAGCAAAAAAUACGGUAAACCAGUAGCAUAGUUUUCCAAGAUGCAAAAUGCUCCAUUCAUCCUCCACCAGCUCGUUUUUAAGAGCCCAUGCGAACUGAUGCAGAAUUAUCCACAACACAAGGGCAUAAUAACUUAAAACAAGGAAGGCUACUUGCUUCAGAACCCUUAUGCUGAUUAUGCAGGGACUGAAAUUCAUUAUUUGCCUUUGAGAAGUAAUGAAUUGACAUUCAUCCUGUUCCUUGGUUGCCUGGAGGUGAUUUCUCACUCGCCAUAGGCAACCAGGCGAGUAGCAAUUCAGAAACCUGGUCCAGAUGUUUUGCUGCGAAGGCUGCCAUCUCCUCCCUUUGGUGGGUUGCCUUUCUGACACCUGCAUUUUCUUUCAGGGAGUACUCCAAAGACCACGAAAGCAGCUGGUUCCGUUCCCUCUUUGUCCACAAAGUGGACCCCCGAAAGGAUGCCCAUUCCAACCUCCUGUCAAAGAAAGAGACCAACCACUUGUACAAGAUCCAGUGUGAGCCGCCACCCCCCUCGUCCCUAAGCUUGCUUUCCCCUCUGCUCUUGUCGUAAGCCUCUGUGUUGCUUUCUGCACGGGUGAGGGCCAAGGGCUGGUCCGCGGGUAAGGACUGUAAGCAGCAGCAACAGAUUUCGCGUCUUCUGUUCAGCAGAGCAGCUUGGGGAGGUGGGUGAUCGACGAAGAGCCUUCCAUGCUUUGCGUAAAAACCAUGGAACCUUCUUGGUGCAGAACUUUGGCUUUCUGAAAACUUAAAUAUUUUUAAAAUGUCCCCCCAAAACAGUACUUCUGUCUUGUCAGGAUUCAUCCUCAUCUAGAAAGUCUCUAGUCCAAUUAGGUCUCUCCAGAUGUUUCUCUGGAUCUGGGGAGGCUGUCUCAAUUGAUGGUUGCCUCUCAAAUGGGAGAUGAAUGGAUGUCAGGUGUUGUAAAAGGAUGAAGGAGAAAACGCUGAAAAUUAAGGCAUUGGUUGGCGGGGGAGCAAGUCAGGUUUCUCAACCUCUUGAUUACAGAAACUACGUUGACAGUCUCUGUUGUCUGUGAUAUAGUGACUUCUUGCUGCCUGCUUCCAACCAAUCUCCUAUCAGUGUCCAUGGCAGACUUACUCAAACCACCCUCCCACUGCCCAAUCUGUUCCUUGCCUCCAAGAAGUUCCAAAUUCUGUGCAAGAUGCAAAUACUAAACAAACAGGCAAACAGACAGACAUUCAGAAUUAUGUUAGGCAGGAAUAAUGCACACAGAAUAAUCUUCAAAUAUCUGAAGGGCUGUCACAUGGAGCAAGCUGUUUUUCUGCUGCUCCAGAGAGAUAGGACCCCCAAACCAAUGGAUUCAAACAACAAGAAAGGAGAUUCUGACAAAGCGUUCAGAAGAACUUUUGAAGUUGUUUGGCAGUGGAAUGGGCUCCCUUGGAAGGUCAUGGCCUCUCCUUCAUUGGAGAUUUUUAAACAGGGGUGGGAUGGCCAUCUGUCAGGGAUUCUUUAGCCAUGAUUCCUGUCUCGCCAGGGGUUUGGACUAGAUGACCCUUGGUUGCCUUCCACCUCUACAGUUCUAGGAUUCCAUUUCAAAAAUAAAAACACCCUGUUGCCGUUACUUGAGAAUUUGAGAAUAGGAUCUGGAUUCUGGAAUAGAAUCUGGAUUCUUGAUGCGUCUUUUAUCUGGACAGAAUACUUGUUGCUUCAGGAAAUGUAUUAUUAUUUAUUCGGUGCAGAAUGCUUGCUGUGGGGCAGCCACGAAUUUCCCUGCUAGCUCACCAGGGGAACGAGUUGGUCCUGUUCAAGGAGACUGUUUUGCUGCAGGCUUCCUCCGCUCUUCCUCCCUCCCUCUUACUUUGCAUUUGAUACUAAGCCAAACGCAACUGUUUCCUUUGUCAUUUCAGUCCACAAUGUGAAACCUGAGUGCCUGGAUGCCUAUAACAGCCUGACGUAAGUCUCUCCCGCUGUCAGGAAUUCUGAGAUUGAGAAGAGAGGUUAUUUAAAAGGCCUAACGACAGUAUAGUGCAAUUCAAUAGUAAAACUCCACAAGCAGGCAUUUUGCUGCAGUGUUCAGGGAGCCGUCCAGUACCUACUCCAUCUUCCCGGAGACUCCAUUCCUUUUAAAAUAUUUAUUUAUUUAUUUGGUUUUCCAAAUUGAAAUUUUACAGAGCUAUAUCAAGCGUAAAUCUUAAAAACAAGGUUCCAAGGAAUCUCCUGGACUUCCAUCCUCCCCUUUGUGGGUCCUAUUAUUAAUCAUUUCCUCUGGCAUCUUUUACGAUGAUCCAAAUCUUUUACCUCUUCCAUUAUGUCCAAAAUUCACCCUUAUUCACUACAAGUGAUAUUCUAGUCCUACUAACAAUUUUAACUGUUUGCGGUGGUCUGACAACUACAAUAGCUAGAGGUGUUUUAAAUUGUGGGGAGAGAGAGAGAGACGCUUCUCAACUUUUCAUAAUACUAGGUCCUCUUGUGAAGGGAGCUGCCUUCACAGGCAGGGAGUUCCAAAGUGUCGGUGUCUGGGGGAAUUAUAGGGACAGAACUACCCAAACUUUGUAGAAAUUUAUUCAUGUAUGCGACUACAGUGGCAAGAAUGUUACUUGUCCCAAAAAUGGAAAGAAGAAGAAGUCCCAGAGAAAGAAGAAUGGGUACAAAAACUUACAGAAUAUGCAGAAAUGGCAAAACUUACCAGGAAAAAAAGAAAUCACCAUAACAACCUUUUUAUAAAAGAAUGGAAAUGGUUUAUUGAUUAUUUACAAACAGAUAAUAAGAACAUUGGCAGGAUUAUUGUAAUAACCUGCAGUUUUAUAAGAGUAUAUGUUUAAAGUAGAUGAGUAAAUUAAGUUAAUUUGUAAUAUGCGUGGGGGGGGAAUAAUUUAAGCAACCGCAGAAAGGGGGGGGGAGGAAGUCAUGUUUUGAAAUGUUAAAAUGAUUGUAAAAUUAUUGAAAUGUAUAAAACUGAAAAUCAUAAAAAACAAAAGUAAAGGUGCUGCCACACAAAAAUAUUUAGUUUUUACAAAUGCGGAACAGACAUUAUGUGAUACUUGUAACAGUGCCAGUUCUGCCGGUCGAAGUGGUUGUGGGGACAUACGUAUGUGGACUAAGGUGAUGCUAUAGGUAUUGUUAUUCAUAAUUGCUGCUAAUAAUAAAUGUGAGCCUUGGCUAUCCCCACCUUGCCUGUCAAUUCCAUGUCUGUUUUGCAGGGAGCAGGUACUUCCAAAGCUGCACUCGGACUCGGACUACCCCUGCGACCUGGUUGGCAACUGGAAUACUUGGUAUGGUGAACAGGACCAGGCAGGUGAGGGGGCAGGGCCAACCAUGCAGGGUGGGUUUAGGGGCCUUCGAGUUCUGCCUUGACAGAAAGUUCAUUGCAUAUGACUCGGGGAGCCAUAGCGAUUCAGCCCUUUCUCCCCUUCCAUCUUUAAAACAAACAAACAAACCCAUAAUCCAUGGGUAGGCAAACUAAGGCCCAGGGGCUGGAUCCGGCCCAAUCGCCUUCUAAAUCCAGCCCGCGGACGGUCUGGGAAUCAGCAUGUUUUUACAUGAGUAGAAUGUGCCCUUUUACAGUGGUACCUCGGGCUACAUACGCUUCAGGUUACAGACUCCGCUAACCCAGAAAUAGUAUCUCGGGUUAAGAACUUUGCUUCAGGAUGAGAACAGAAAUAGUGCUCCAGCGGUGCGGUAGCAGCGGGAGGCCCCAUUAGCUAAAGUGGUGUUUCAGGUUAAGAACAGUUUCAGGUUAAGAAUGGACCUCCGGAAGGAAUUAAAUACUUAACCCAAGGUAUCACUGUAUUUAAAAUGCAUCUCUGGGUUAUUGCUGGGGCAUAGGAAUUCGUUCAUUCCCCCCCCCCCUUUUCAAAAUAUAAUCUGGCCCCCCACAAGGUCUGAGGGUCAGUGGACGGACCCCCUGCUGAAAAAGUUUGCUGACCCCUGCCGGUGUAAUCCAUUAGCCACUGCCUCUAAUCAGAACCUCCAUGUGCAAGAGCAGUACAUCCACAAUUACUAGAUGGUGUGUACAUUCCCUAAGGAGGCCCUUGAGAUUCUGCCUUUCCUCCUCCCAGUAAAAAAGGGAAUUUCAGGACUUGAUCAACCACAAUCACCUGCAUGCAAAAUGGAUGCUCUAGCAGUGAGCCACGUGGGUAUUCGCUUUCAAAUGGGGUUUCUUGCCUAUCCCUUUGGGCUUGCAAGGAUUUGAGGCUCUUUUCUUCUUGUCCUAGUGCAUCUCUGGCGAUUCACCGGUGGCUACCCGGCCCUCGUGGACUGCAUGAACAAGCUGAAACAGAACCAGGUACCAAGCGCAGGUCUCUCUUCUCCAGAUGUACUGUUUGUUGGGGAAACACCAGGGAACUGCGUCUUCCCCUCCAAAGCGCCCCACGGGAUGAUUCAUCACCCUUCUGUCCUGAGUCGCUACUGCGACAUAUAUCUGAAGAUAUAUGCACACACAAACAUAGCAGAGUUCAAAGCAGAAGCUGGACUCCAGGUGUAGAAUUCUAAGCUAAUUUAUUAUGUACAAGAUCAAAUGUUACAGAACAGAGGAAUCACGGCUCCUCUCUCCUCAUCCGAGAGAGAACAGAAAAUGCAAUAGCACAACAUAACGGAACAGUGUACAGUGGUACCUCAGGUUAAGAACUUAAUUCGUUCCGGAGGUCCGUUCUUAACCUGAAACUGUUCUUAACCUGAAACACCACUUUAGCUAAUGGGGCCUCCUGCUGCUACCGCACCGCUGGAGCACGAUUUCUGUUCUCAUCCUGAAGCAAAGUUCUUAACCUGAAGCACUAUUUCUGGGUUAGCGGAGUCUGUAACCUGAAGCGUAUAUAACCUGAAGCGUAUGUAACCUGAGGUACCACUGUAAACUGAACUUCCGUUCUCAUGACUCCAACACACUGGAAUGUCAACCCAGACAUGUGAGGAAAACAGUCACACAUCAGCAGCAACGGAGGAAUGAAAUCUCAACACUUCUGGCAAGCCGACGGUGCCAGUGCCAGGCCACAUCUGGCUAGCUGGUCUCUGCAGCAAAGAGCCAGCAGCAAUCUUAAUGGCACAGUUGGGUAGCCAAGGCGAUGCCUUCCAGAUGUUGGGGUCCCCAACUCUCAUUGGCCCAGCCAGCAUGGCCCUCGAUCAAGAAUGAUGGGACAUCUGGAACCUGCCUACAUGGGAAGGCUGCCUUGAACUGAGUCAGACCUUUGGUCCGUCGAGCUUAGUGUUGUAUACUCUGACUGGCAGCAGCUCUCCAGGGUUUCAGAGAGGGAGUUUCUCUCAGCCUAACAUGGAGAUGUUCUGGGAUCUUCUGCAUAUAUAGCAGAUGCUCUACCACUGAGUUGUGGCCCUACAACAUUGAUUACCCUCUGGGUAGAGUGUUAGGCUUGUGCCUCUGACCCCUGGUUCAAGUCCCUGGCUAACUAUAAUAAUUUAUUAUACCCCGCCCAUCUAGCUGGGUUUCCCCAGCCACUCUCGGUGGCUCCCAACAGAAUUACCAUAUUUUUCACUCUAUAGGACGCACUUUUUCCCCUCCAAAAAUGAAGGGGAAAUGUGUGCGCGUCCUAUGGAGCGAAUGCAAGCUUUCGCUGAAGCCUGGAGAGAGAGGGGGGUUGGUGAGCACCGACCCCUCUCACUCUCCAGGCUUCAGGAAGCUAUCCGCAAGCCUUCGGAGCCCGGCGGGAACUCCCGCCGGGCUCCGAAGGCUUGCAGAUAGCAGCAAGCUCUGGGAGCGAAGGCGAGGUUGCGCAUAACCUCGCCCCCACUCCCAGACCCAUUCUGGGGUCGGGGGAAGCUCGGGCUUCCCCCGCCCCAGCCCCACGGCUAAAAAGGAAGCCAAGACAGCUAGCGGGAUCCAUCCCGCUAGCUGUCUUGGCUUCUGCCAAAGACGUGUGCUGCCUCUCCCAGCUGGAGAGGUUGUGCGUGGCUAAAGAGGAAGCCAAGACAGCCAUCGGGAUGGAUCCCGCUGGCUGUCUUGGCUUCUUUGCUCUUUGGGGCAUGGGGGGGAAAUAAUUUCCCCCCCUUUAUUUCCCCCCCCCCAAAAAAAACUAGGUGCGCCCUAUAGAGCGAAAAAUACGGUAAAAGCACAAUAAACCGUCAAUCAUUAAAAACGUCCUGAUACAGUGCUGCCUUCAGAUGUCUUCUAAAAGUCAGAUUUAUUUCCUUGACAUCUGAUGGGAGGGCGUUCCGCAGGGCAGGCGCCACUACCAAGAAGGCCCUUUGCCUGGUUCCCUGCAACCUCACUUCUUGCAUGGAGGGAACUGCCAGAAGGCCCUCAGAGCUGGACCUCCGUGACCGGGCUGAACGAUGGGAAUGGAGAUGCUCCUUCAGGUAUACUGGGCCGAGGCCGUUUAGGGCUUUAAAGGUCAGCACCAACACUUUGAAUUGUGCUUGAAAAUGUACUGGGAGCCAAUAGGUCUUUCAGAACCGGUGUUACAGGGUCUCGGCAGCCACUCCCAGUCACCUGUCCAGCUGCCGCAUUCUGGAUUAGUUGCAGUUUCCAGGUCACCUUCAAAUUGUGGCUGGGAUAACCCAAACAGUAACCAUCCGACAUAUAAGUACUGUCAACAUAUGACUUUCAGGUCAAUGAGAACUAGAAACUUGCUUGAAAGAACCAAAUCCCAUGCUUACACAGCACAACACUAGCCCACUUUCUUCGAUCAUGUCCCCCCCCCCCCCCAUGGAAAGUACUGAAAGCCCACAGCUAAGUGCCCAAGUGACCCUUCUGAUCUUUCCCCUUUCCAGGAGUACCUGGAAUUCCGGAAGGAGAGGAGCAAAAUGCUGUUGUCCCGAAGAAACCAGCUGCUCUUGGAGUUCAGCUUUUGGAAUGAGCCUUUGCCACGACCUGGGCCCAAUAUCUAUGAACUGAGGACGUACAAGCUGAAAGUGAGUUCUGGGGGGUGAAUCUUGGGAAGGGGACGGAUGUUACGGCUCAGGAUACUAAUAUCUCCUGGAACAUUUCUGCCAAUAUGAAAUCUACAUGAGCCUUCGGAUCAUCUGACACCCUUCUGGGAAAGCAUAUGGUCAGCGAGGCAGUUCAGGAGUUUGUUGGACCUUGCAUUCUCAGCAGAAAUUGAGUUCUAACAGGUAUCGGGAUAGUUGAAGUCUCCUAUGACUACUGUAUCCCUCCAUUUUGAAUGUUGGGUAAUAAUCUGCUCUAGGAAGGCAUCAUCCAAGUCUUCAGUCUGGCUUGGAGGUCUAUAGCAGACCCCCCACUGGAAGGUCACUGUUGUUUCGCUCUCCUACAGUUUUUCCCCAUAUACUCUCAAUUUGCCUUCUGUGCUCCAGGUCAUGGAUCUUUUCACUAGUGUACAUGUCCUUUACGUACAAUGCAUCUCCUCUCCCCUUCCUGUUUGGUCUACAGUGGUACCUUGGGUUAAGUACUUAAUUCGUUCCGGAGGUCCGUUCUUAACCUGAAACUGUUCUUAACCUGAAGCACCACUUUAGCUAAUGGGGCCUCCCGCUGCUGUCAUGGCAGCACCGCACAAUUCCUGUUCUCAUCCUGAAGCAAAGUUCUUAACCCGAGGUACUAUUUCUGGGUUAGCGGAGUCUGUAACUUGAAGCGUAUGUAACCCGAAGCAUAUGUAACCCGAGGUACCACUGUAUUCCUUUUGAAUAGGUUAUACCCCUCAAUUUCUACAUUCCAGUCAUGAGUCUCAUCCCACCAGGUUUUAGUAAUGCCUGUUAGGUCAUAUUUUCCAUCGUGUGUUAAAAGCUCAAAUUCGACUUGCUUGUUUCCCAUACGCUGUGCAUUAGUGUAGAGACAACUGAAACAAUAAGUCAUUCCCUCCAACUGCUUCCUCCUUGUAGUUUCCCGCCCUUUAGUAGGUUUCUGAAGCACCACCAGUUUCCUGUGCAUAGAUGAAGCUAUAUAUAGAUAUGCCCCAAAAAUUGAGCUUGGGAAGCUCACCACAACUCUUCGAGAGAGCUUUCCCUGAAUUUUUGCAAUCAUAACUACAAGCUGUGUACAUCACCUCUCCCUUUUGCUUUCAGCCUGGGACCAUGAUUGAGUGGGGAAAUAACUGGUAAGCAGAUUUUUCAAAUACAUUGAAUGUGCCACAUAUCCGCCACAUAAGUGGGUUGUUGUUGUUGUUUUUUACUGCUUAGAGAUUUUUGGAAAUGCUGGUUUCUAUGUUCUUACAAAUAUAUAUAUAUAUAUAUAUAUAUAUAUAUAUAUAUAUAUAUAAUCCUUUAAAAACCCACCAGCUUUUCAGUGCUCAUUUCUACUAAUACAUAGACUUUGCUCAUUAGGUAAAAGUGAAAGCGACAGUUUUGCCAUUUCCCCUUAAGGCAUUGCUUUUGUAUGUUGCUUUCUGUGCUGCAUGCAUUUUUAUGCACACUGCGAAGGAAGCAAUGCACCCAUUGCAUACCUGGGGAGCCUGUGCCCACCCCAUGCUGUUGGACUAUAGCUCCCAUCAUCCCUCACUUGGGGCCAUGUUGCCUGCUGGCUGGGAGUUGGAGGACCAUAACCUCGGGAGGGCUACACCCCUGAAGUCGUGGGGCAAGUGCAGGUUUGCCGUUAUCUCUUUGGGUGGGGCAGAAAUGGCCAAUGAUAGCAAUUCAUUUAUAACUUGCUUGCGUCUUGCCCUCUCUCUUGACUGGUGAACAGGGCGCGGGCCAUUAAAUAUCGCCAGGAGAACCAGGAAGCUGUGGGCGGCUUCUUCUCACAGAUCGGGGAGCUGUACAUCGUGCACCACUUGUGGGGUAGGUGGCUGCCCAAAUGGGGCUGAUGAAAUGUGUUGUAGUCCAAAAGAUCCAGAGGGUCAUGGGCAGCAGUUCUCAACCUGUGGGUCCCCAGAUGUUGUUGGACUACAACUCCCAUCACCCCUAGCUAGCAAGGCCAGAGCUGAGGGAUGAUGGGAGUUGUAGUCCAACAACAUCUGGGGACUCACAGGUUGAGAACAGCUGGUCUCAGGGGAAGACAGCCCUGCACCAGUCUCAAAAAAGCCUGUGGCCAUGAGCUCCAUUGGGUUACCCCUUAACUGCCUGCCUUUCUGUACAUUUCAUAGAAACAGAGAAUUGUAUAGAAGGGGACCGCCAAGGGUCAUCAAGUCCAGCCCCCUGCCAUGCAGGAAUCUCAGCUAAAGCAUCCAUGAUAGAUGGCCGUCCAACCUCUGCUUGAAAACCUUCCAAGGAAGGAGAGUUCACAACCUCCCGAGGAAGACCGUUCCCCUGUCAAACAGCUCUUAACUGUCAUAAAGUUGUUCUUGAUGUUUAGCCAGAAUCCCCUUUCUUGUAAUUUUAAGCCAUUAGUUUGUGUCCUGCCCUCCAGAGCUUGUUCCUUCUUCCAUGUGACACUCCCCGCCUUGAGAUUUUUGAAGAUGGCUAUCAUAUCUCCUCUCUUUUUUUAAUAAAAAAAUAGCUUUUAUUAAGAAUUUCAACAUAACAAAUUAUCAAAAACUUAUCAUCUUCAUUUCCAACCCCCCCCCCAUUUUUUCCUUCCGCCCUCCCCAGAAAAACUGUCCCUCCCACACACCCACACCCCAGACUUUCCUCAGCUCCCCUCUCCGGUUUUUCAACACAUAUUAUUCUCUGCAUAUUGUAAAAUUGUAAAGAUCCUUAAAUUAUCUAUCUUUUAUGUUAACAAUUAUAAAUUUGUGUAUGUUUGUUCAAAACCUUCCAAGGAGUCCAAUUCAUUUUGUUGUUGUUUUUUUAAAGUAAUUUGUAAAAAGUUCCCAUUCUUCUUUAAAGCCACAGUUGUCCUUGUCUCGCAGUUUGUAUGUCAAUUUCGCCAGUUCCGUAUCAUAUCUCCUCUCAGCCUGCUCUUUUCCAGUCUAGACAUACCCGAUUUCCCUCAACUGUUCCUCAUAGGGCUUGAUUCCCAGACCCUAGAUCAUGUCUUGGUUGCCCUUCUCUGCCCCCUUUCCAGCUUGUCAAUAUCCUUCUUAAAUUGUGGUGCCCAGAACUGUGUGGUGUGGUCUAACCAAGGCAGAAUAGAGUGGUACUAUGGGACUUCCGGGUUAGCGCCAUCGCCGAAUGGCGGACUCCCUCCGAGCUCCGGAGGGAGUCUGCUCGGCAGGGGCUGGGUCCUACCGCGCCGGCGACGCGGGGACCCUUAAAAACCACGGGCACGGAGUCCGUGGACAUGGGUGACUCGGCUUGCACCAUUAGCGCCCUCCCGACUCGUGAAGGAGCCUUUUAAAGGCUUGGAUCGGGUGCCGGGGAGUGGCGUGGUGCUUGAGUCCACUGCUUUCCCUGCCGGCGCAGCCGCAUGCCAUUCGACGGAGAGCGCUGACUUCUUCUAUUGAAAAUUUGGACUAUUAACAACAACCCGUGAGUAAUUGGGAAACCGGGUUCAAAAUUUUGGAUUUGGCACGAGCGAGGCGAUUUAAAAGGAAGUCAAUCCCCCCCCCCUAUUGUAAGCAUUCCAAAACAAGGACUGGGUAACCAAGGUCCAAAGGGAAGUAUGUCUCUGAUAAAAAUCAUUAAUUUCACGAUGGGAAAUUAUAAGAAAUGUGCUGGAGGAGAAAGAGUGGAGGGUGAGAAGAAAAAUGCAGCCCCCUGGGAACCGGGGCGAUUCGUGGAGCCUGGUGAAGAGAGACGGAGACUUUGACAGCUGUCAAAGUGGCUGUCAAAGCUGGAGAAUAUAAAGAGGACUUUAUGAGGACCUUGCUGGUUAAUUUUGCUACAAUUUGCUAUAAUAUGGAUAUAAACUGUUGGAAAAUAAGCAACAAUUUGACUUUUGGAUUAGAGGAUACAAAGUUAUUACAAUCCCCCUAGAGGGUUUCAGGAUACUACAAGAACGGUCGUAAGUGGAAAAAUACCCUGGGAUUCGCACAGGAUUUGUUAUCUUCUGGGAAAGCUGCAAAACUGAAAGAGUAUUUUGUCUACAGAGGAAGACAAUGGAAUUUUUAUUGAAGAAAGAAAGGGACUGGACGUAAGUUUUUGUUCCUGAAUAACAAACCUCUGCAGAGACACUAGAUUUCUGAAUUAGAAAGUUUUAGCAGCUGAACAGGACAAGAAACCUGAGAAAGUGAGGAAUAAGAAGAAUAAAGGACCGAUUACGACAUGGAAAGAACAACGGGAGGAGUGGUAAAGAUCAAGGAAAUUAAAGGCCUUUGUUAGAUUGGACAUUUGAAGUCAAAUACUAUUUAAAUUAAUAAACUAAACGAAACCGGCAAGAUGGAAUCGGGGAGAAAUCUGGUCAUGAAAUGAGACUUCCAAGCUGAUAAUGUAUAGCCUGAUGGACAUGGGAAUUCAAACCGGGAAGGGGGCAGAUUUGAAAUCCAAAGGCUGUGUAACCAUUUUUUGAACUUUUCUAUAUCUCUUAUUUUCUAUUUCUUUACAUAACUUACGCAUGUUAUUUACUUUGAUUGGACGUGUUUAAAAAAAAGGGAAUUUGUGGAAGGAACUGGGGUGGAUUUUGGGGAAAAUCUUUUUUCUUUUUCUGUUAAUGAUGUGGGACGGUGGUAAGAUUUGUACAAUUCAAUUUGGAUAGUGGGUUAAACAAAUUAAGCUUUAAAUUUGGGAGUGAGAGCUUGUAGAACCAAAUUAAGGAAAGGGGAAUACAAUUGGGGGGGCGGAGUCCCAGAAAGUAGGGAAUGAAAGUAAGGUUUUUAAAUAUCUUCUUUCUUUUGUCUUUUUUCUUUGUAUUUUUAUAUUUUUGGAAACUUUAAUAAAUAUGAUUUAAAAAAAAAAAAAAAGAAUAGAGUGGUACUAUGACUUCUCUUGGUCUGGACACUAUACUGUUGAUGGAGCCUAAAAUAGCGUUUGCUUAUUUUGCUGCUGCAUCACACUGUUGCCUCAUGUUAUGCUUGUGGUCUGCCAAGACUGCAUUAGCUUUUUCUGCUGCUUAACAUGAGUCAAGCACUUUAUGCAGCAGCCGAAAAGCUUCCCACGUCGAUGAGCUUUCCUGUGAUGUAGUGGUUUGCUGUCCUUCUAGCCUACAGGGACCUGCAGUCUCGAGAGGAGACAAGGAACGCUGCCUGGAGAAAGCGAGGGUGGGAUGAGAACGUUUACUAUACAGGUGAGGCAUCUUUUUCAACGGUGGUGGCUGGUACUCAGGGCUGAUGGCUUGCAAGGUAGGAGAGCAACAGCAGGGGGAACCAGCCCAGAGCCAAUGACGGGCUUUGGGAAUGAGACAGAGAUAAGAGCACUUAUUUUGCACUCCCUGCCUCGGCUGAUCUCUCCUGCAUCCACAGAGUCCCUGACGCAGAGUCCCUGGCGCUUAGAAUCAUAGAAUCAUAGAGUUGGAAGAGACCACAAGGGCCAUCGAGUCCAACCCCCUGCCAAGCAGGAAACACCAUCAGAGCACUCCUGACAUAUGGUUGUCAAGCCUCUGCUUAAAGACCUCCAAAGAAGGAGACUCCACCACACUCCUUGGCAGCAAAUUCCACUGUCGAACAGCUCUUACUGUCAGGAAGUUCUUCCUAAUGUUUAGGUGGAAUCUUCUUUCUUGUAGUUUGGAUCCAUUGCUCCGUGUCCGCUUCUCUGGAGCAGCAGAAAACAACCUUUCUCCCUCCUCUAUGUGACAUCCUUUUAUAUAUUUGAACAUGGCUAUCAUAUCACCCCUUAACCUCCUCUUCUCCAGGCUAAACAUGCCCAGCUCUCUUAGCCGUUCCUCAUAAGGCAUCGUUUCCAGGCCUUUGACCAUUUUGGUUGCCCUCCUCUGGACACGUUCCAGUUUGUCAGUGUCCUUCUUGAACUGUGGUGCCCAGAACUGGACACAGUACUCCAGGUGAGUUCUGACCAGAGCAGAAUACAGUGGCACUAUUACUUCCCUUGAUCUAGAUGCUAUACUCCUAUUGAUGCAGCCCAGAAUUGCAUUGGUUUUUUAGCUGCCGCGUCACACUGUUGGCUCAUGUCAAGUUUGUGGUCAACCAAGACUCCUAGAUCCUUUUCACAUGUACUGCUCUCAAGCCAGGUGUCACCCAUCUUGUAUUUGUGCCUCUCAUUUUUUUGCCCAAGUGCAAUACUUUACAUUUCUCCCUGUUAAAAUUCAUCUUGUUUGUUUUGGCCCAGUUCUCUAAUCUGUCAAGGUCGUUUUGAAGUGUGAUCCUGUCCUCUGGGGUGUUAGCCACCCCUCCCAGUUUGGUGUCAUCUGCAAAUUUGAUCAGGAUGCCCUUGAGUCCAUCAUCCAAGUCAUUGAUAAAGAUGUUGAAUAAGACCGGGCCCAAGACAGAACCCUGUGGCAUCCCACUAGUCACUCUUCUCCAGGAUGAAGAGGAACCAUUGAUGAGCACCCUUUGGGUUCGGUCAGUCAGCCAGUUACAAAUCCACUGAGUGGUAGCAUAGUCAAGACCGCAUUUUACCAGCUUCUUUACAAGAAUAUCAUGGGGCACCUUGUCAAAUGCCUUGCUGAAAUCAAGGUAGGCUACAUCCACUGCGUUCCCUUCAUCUACCAGGCUUGUAAUUCUGUCAAAGAAUGAGAUCAGGUUAGUCUGACAUGACUUAUUUUUCAGAAAUCCAUGCUGACUAUUGGUGAUCACAGCAUUCCUUUCUAGGUGCUCACAGACUGUUUGCUUAAUGAUCUGCUCCAGAAUCUUCCCUGGUAUUGAUGUCAGACUGACUGGGCGGUAAUUAUUUGGGUCCUCUCUUUUCCCCUUUUUGAAAAUAGGGACAACAUUUGCCCUCCUCCAGUCUGCCGGGACUUCGCCUGUUCUCCAGGAAUUCUCAAAGAUGACUGCCAGUGGUUCUGAGAUCACAUCUGCCAGUUCUUUUAAUACUCUUGGAUGCAGUUCAUCUGGCCCUGGAGACUUGAAUACAUCUAAACUAGCCAAGUAUUCUUGUACUAUCUCCUUAGUUAUUCUGGGCUGUGUUUCCUCUGCUGAAUCAUUUGCUCCAAAUUCUUCAGGUCGGGCAUUGUUUUCUUUAUCGGAGAAGACUGAGGCAAAGAAGGCAUUGAGGAGUUCAGCCCUUUCUGUGUCCCCUGUUUGCAUUUCACCAUCUCCUCCUCUGAGUGACCCCACUGUUUCUUUGUUCUUCCUUUUGCUACGAACAUACCCAUAAAAGCCUUUUUUGUUGCUUUUAACCUCUCUAGCAAGCCUGAGUUCAUUCUGUGCUUUAGCUUUUCUGACUUUGUGUCUACACGUGCUGGCUAUUUGUUUGAAUUCCUCUUUGGUGGUUUCCCCCCCUUUUCCAUUUUUUGUACACAUCCUUUUUUAAUCUUAACUCAGUUAAAAGUUCUUUAGAUAGCCACCCUGGCUUCUUUAGGCACCUUCUGUCUCAUUGGUAUUGCCUGAAGUUGUGCUUUUACUAUCUCCCUCUUAACAAACUCCCAGCCAUCAUGAACUCCCUUUCCUUUUAGUAUUACUGUCCAUGGGAUCUCACCCAGCACUUCCCUAAGUUUUAUGAAGUCGGCUUUCUUAAAGUCAAGAAAUUGAGUCUUAGUAUGCUUGGCUGCUCCUUUACGCUGUAUAGUAAACUUCAGAAGAGCAUGAUCACCCGCGCCUAAUGAUCCUUCCACUUCUACCCCACUAACCAGAUCAUCAACAUUGGUUAGGACCAGAUCUAAAAUGGCUGUUCCUCUUGUUGCUUCUCCCACUUUCUGGACAAUGAAGUUGUCUGCAAGGCCAGUGAGGAAUCUGUUUGACCUUAUGCUCUUGGCUGAGUGACCUUAUGCUCUUGGCUGAGUAGCUUAGAGAAGCUGUUUUUCUGAACAUCCUCUGCAGGAAAAAGCUUUGCCUCCCCCUAAUCCAGGGGUCAGCAACCCGCGGCUCCAGAGCUGCAUGUGGCUCUUUUACACCUUUGCCGCGGCUCCGGGGCAGAUACUAGCGAGGGGAGGAGGCGCAUUGUGCGCCCCGACACUCCCCACUGUGGCGGGGGCUGUACUGGCUCUGACGUCGCAUGGGGGCGGUGCGUGCGUUAGUCAUGCACCGUCCCGAUGUCACCUUCCCGCCCGCUGUCAGAUUGCGGCUCCGGAGAUAUAUUUGUUUUAAAUGUUGCAAUGGUUUUGGGGCCCCAGUUUUUUUUUCUUCGGAAACGGGUCCAAGUGGCUCUUUUUGUCUUAAAGGUUGCAGACCCCUGCCCUAAUCCUUAGUGUCCCAUUUCCAAAAUUCUUUUGAGCUUGAAUAUGAAAUUCAGGAGUUGCUUAUCCAGGUGUACCCUCACACCAGGGGUGCGGGACUAGAUCUGGCCAGUGGGCCGAAUCCUUAUCUCCUCAACCCUCCUCCAAGUUUGACAGGCGGCGUGGCCAUCCCACCUGUCAAUCACCUGGCACCAGGUGACUUGCUUUUGCCCUCGUGGACAGUUAGCUGGUCUGAGAGAGAAGAGGGAGCAGACUGGAAGGAGGAGGUGUCAGAAGCUGAAGAGGUAACCGGGUUUCGUGAGCAGGGAGAGUCUGUGGCAGAGAGCAGUCCAGAAUCGGAGGCUGGAGAGGAGGAGGGCCAAGAGGCAGAGAGAAGCCAGGAAGUCUCCCUCUCCUGUUGCGACCAGCUUCCCUCUUCCCUGGUCUCCCAGAACCAAAAGAGGCAUGAAGAGAGCAUAGCAAAGACAGACAAGGCAGAGAAUUCUCAGGUUGUUUGGGAAGGACCUGGGGGAAGAGGAGACUUAGGGAGCUGUGGGGACCUUCAGUCUUCGCAACUGCCUCAUCAGGGCAAGACCUACUGGGAAGCCUUGCUGUGCUCACUAGGCCUGAGCCGUUUGUCUCUUUGAAGAGUUAACUUCACUGACGCCUUGUGAGUUCCUGCUGGCCUGCUCCCAAUGCCCACCCUGGCAUUACCCCUGGGAGAACUCAGUCCCUGGAGAAGUUCUUCCUUCUAUGAAUUGCUUGGUAUUAAUUUUCUUUGACCAGAGAGCUUGUGGGGGGCUCCCUGUUGAGGGUGAGGGUGGAGCGGGCAGUGGCGGACAGGUUCCUCUGCUCUGUGUCCUUGCCGAGUGACCACCAGGUUUUCCUUUUGCAGUGCCUCUGGUCCGGAGCAUGGAAUCGCGAAUCAUGAUCCCCUUGAAGAUUUCCCCCUUGCAAUGAUGCUGUCGCCAGGCUGUCAUCUCUCUGCACCAAACACGCAAAAAGAAAUUGAGCUGGCCGCGUUUUCCUCCACCUGGAUCCUCUCUGAACUCUUUUCUGACCUUCUCUCCUGCCCCCCAUCUUCUCUUGUUGCUUUGUCUGGAGAUACCCAUCUCCUUGCCUUCCUCCCGCCCCCCCUUUCCUUCCAGCCUCUUGGUUUUCAGAAAGUGUGUCAGAAUCCUGCUGCGCUCAUUUUUUUUACUCUGAAUGAGAAGCCUGAAGGCUUGAUGUGUUGCCACAGAUGGACGACCCAGUCUGGCUUGUUCCGGAGGCUGAUGAUUCUCUAGAUGAAGCUGCUUAGGGGGUGCUGGCUGUUGCUUGCUGUGGCACACACAAUUAUAUUAAGAGUUGUUAAGAGGCCCCUGCUCCCCUCCUAGAACUACAGUUCCCAGAGUUCCCUGGGGGAAGGGAUUGAUUAUUAAACCAAUCUGGGAAUUGUAGUGCUGGGAGGGGAAUAGGGGGUCUUCCUAAGGUUGCUGAGACUUCUCAAUAAACCACAGCUCCCAGAAGUCAUUGAGGGGGGAGGCAUGAAGGUUUAAAGUAAUAGCAUAGCCCUUUAAGGUGUGAAUGCCACCUAAACUGGUAUUGUUGGAUUACAAAGGAAAUGACUCUUUUCUCCCCACCCCCUACCCCGCAACAGUUCUUAUCCUUGGAAUAGCCUUUUUGAUCGCUGCAAAGGCAGCCUCCAAACCUUUCUAAAAGGAAAUAGUUGUACCUUGGAAGUCGGAACGGAAUCCGUUCCAGAAGUGCAUUUGACUUCCAAAGUGUUUGACUUCCAAAUCGCGGCUUCCGAUUGGUUGCAGGAAGCUCCUGCAGCCAAUCGGAAGCUGCAGAAGCCCUGUCAGACGUUCGGCUUCCAGAAGAACAUUUGAAAACCAGAACAGUCUCUUCCGGGUUUUGAUCAUUCAGGAGCCAAAAUGUCCCAGUUCCAGGGCGUUCAACAACCAAGGUAUGACUGUACAGUUGUACCUCGGAAGAUAAAUGCCUUGCAAGUUGAACGUUUUGUCUCCCAAACGCUGCAAACCUGGAAGUGAGUGUUCCAGUUUGCAAACAUUCUUUGGAACCCAAACAUCCAACGCAGGUUCUGCAGCUUCCCAUUGGCUGCAGGAGCUUCCUGCAGCCAAUCGGAAGCCAUGCCCUGGUUUCCAAACAUUUUGGAAGUCGAAUGGACUUCCGGAACAGUUUCCAUUCAACUUCCGAGGUACGACUAUAAUGCACAACAGGGUAGCGUUCUCAGGAAUGUAGUGAAUGUAUACUGUGGGCGUGGGGAACCUUUAUAACCUGCUGGAUGUUGCUGAACUACAACUCCCAUGGUCACGCUGGCCAUGCUUGCCGGAAGUUGUAGUUCUGCAGCCUCUGGAAUGCCAAAAGUGUCCUCCUCCUAGCCUGCUUAGCUUGGUCUCUCUAUACGUGCACAGACCGAAAAAUCCCUGGUGGUUUAAAUGUGGUCGCCCAGCUGCGAGUUAAGAGAGGAGGUGGACAGAGACAGUGUCCUCUCAUUGGCACAAUGCAUCUUGUCUCUUGACCAGUUACCCAUCUCUGGGUAGCAUAGUGAGGCUGUGCUUGUUCGUAAUAAACUAUUUUAAGUGCUCUUCUGCCUAGGGACCAUGUGAAACAGCCUAGCUGCACAUGUAAUAAAAUAUUUAAUAUACUA